UCACCUUUCGUGUUUACCUGCGGUAGUACUACGAAGUCCAGUUGUGGUAUGUUGAAUUUCAAAAUAAACCUGAUUGGAUAGGCGAAGCUGACGUCAUUAUUAGAUGACGCGAGAACCAUAAUGAUUACGUCGUAUAUAGUGAGCUGGUCACGUGAUACAAGAGCUGUGGUCGUGUUGUGAUGAUGAAUCAAGUGGAGGAUGAGUACACUACACUGCACAGAUUUAUACAACUUGUGAAGAAUGAAAUUGAGCAAAGCAUUUCUGUUGGAGAUUUGUCUUCAACAUUCGACAAAUCGAUGGACAGCUCCAAGAAUGGACAGCUGGACGAUACGUCCAUGUCAUCCGUGGAAGCUGAAAUUGUGGCCGAUAUCCCGUCCAUCGAGGCUGAAGUCUUUAGUGCAGACGUACAGGGUUUGGUUUCAGGUGACAUGUGUCAUGUGACACGAGAUUUGAUGUCAGGUGACAUGUGUCAUAUGACACGGGAUCUGAUGUCAGUGUUCGAUGACCUGAGGUCAGACAGUGAGUUGUGUGUUGACCAUGUGAUGCCGUGUAUUGACCAAGACACAGUUAACGAAUUUACUGAUGCUGAGCAUCUGUUUGAAGGACUUGUUUUACAUCCUUCUUCAGCUCACCUGACCAAAGGUAAUGGUCAGUUCGACAAGCUGGAUGGUCAGUUAGAUAUGGUUGAUGGUCCGUCAUAUUCAGAUGACGGUCAGAUAGACAUGAUAGAUGAUCAGGCAAAUUUGAUUGGCAGUCAGUCAGACAUGUUUGAUGGUCAGGCAGAUUUAAUUGACGGUCAGUUAGACAAGGCGGACGAGCUUCUGGAGAGAAUCAUCCAGCAAGAACAGCGUCAGAGCGCCCGACACGAGGAGCAGAGACGGGCGUCACGUGGACACGUCCGUCUUAAGGUCAAGGCCACGGAAACAUCCGGGUCAGAGAUCCAGACCCCGACCAAAGACAGGAGGAAGCAGAAGAGGGAAGACGACUGCGGGGAGGGGAGGAAACACAGCCGACAUCGCCACCGUCACCACCACCAGCUGAAGCCCGUCCACCAGUGCUACCAUCCCCGGCACCACCACUCUCACCAUCACCACCAUCAUCAGGAGCCGGAGACCUCCGUGCCGUAUCAGCUGCGUCUGCUCCAGCUCCGGGAGUCGUACGCAACAAAAAGAUCCCCGGCUCCGAACCACGGAGUGUCGCCCCCGUCUCCUAAACUGGGCCACGAGUUGAACAUGCGGAGGUUCCAGCUGCUGACCGAGAUCUACGAGGAGGUGAAGAGGGCCUGCAGGUGUCACUCGGAGGAGCAGGCCAGUGGCCGGCCAGUCGCCUCAGGUCAGCACCACAUUACCAACAGAAACCUUAGCGAUUCUGAUCUCUCCGGGUCACCUGACCCAGGUGUCAAAGUUCACCUGACACACGAUGACAUAACCAACAACAACACGUGCUGCCCGGGGGAGGGCGUGUCCUGGAGGUUUGAGGACAACUUCACCAUCCCCCCGCCCCCGGAGUUCGACGCCAGCAGCGAGGAGGAGGAAGUGACGUCACUGACGGCUGACCACGGCGACUACACCGGCUACAUCGACUGGAACAAACUGACCAGACAGUCCCUGUCACAACACGGGUCUGACAAGCAGCUGUCACGUGGUUCCCGUAACGACGUUGAUGGUCAGUGUCCAGUCGUGGACCGGCCAGAAGACGGUCCUAGUGAAACGGAAUCUGUUCAGGAUGUACGUCAUGACGACGUGGAGGAGAGUUCGGACAUGGAUUUAGGUGCAGACGAUACACCUAUGACGUUGUACACAUCAAACAAGGGGGUUUUCCACUUGCCGUACGCAUCCAUUAGACAACAUGCGCAGAAAACGGCGCGUUCGGAGAUUUCCGAUGAACGCUUGCAAUAUUUUCAUCGUUCAGCGCGUAACGCAGGACAGGGGAGUAGUUCUACUUCACGCGGAGGAUGCCUGCCGGAAGUGUCACCUGACAGGCCGGAAGUUGAAGCCCUCGGAAUGGAGGAGGAUCAGGAUUUGAUCUCCUUGGUGAAAAGUUUAGAAACCAUCAGCAGGGGAGGUGGGAGGGAGCAGUUCCCGCCCAAACCCUCACCCCAGCUCAUCAAUGAGAAACGGCUUGUUAAAAGAGUAUCUAGUCCACAUUUUCAAAGACGGCCAAUGACCACUGGUCAGCGCUCAGUUACUAAUAAUGAGAGCUCAGUACCCAAUAAUCAACAGAUGACCAGUGGUCAACGCUCAAUAAUUAAUAAUGCGAGUCCAUUGGCCAAUAAUCAACAUGAGAUGACCAUUGGGCAGCGCUCAACAACUAAUAAUGAUAGCCCAGUAACCAAUCAACAGGUGACCAGUGGUCAACAUUCAUCCACCAACACCCCACACCUAUCAACCUGUGACCACCGUCCAGUCGCCAGUGGACAGUGCCCACCAUCUAAAGUUCCCCUGAAGCAUCAUGACCCUGCCCCCUGUCCACCCACCCCACCAGACAGGUCAUCUAACCAAGACCAGGGGUGCUGUCAUGUCCAUCACUCGCUGUCCUGCCCAGCGGGUGCCACCCCCAGUAUUAGCAGACACACUGACCCCGCACCGAUCUCGGUGACCCCACAGGGUUCAAGGUCAUUAACAACUCACACGGUAUUCUCACCACUUCCGGUCUCCGCACGCGAGAAGUCACGUGGUUCGCGAGUAGAAACCGAUUUCGAAAAUUCUCUGGACAUUUUAAACCAAAUACGGCUGGGCAUUGUGGAUAAAAAUAGUAACGGGUUUUCCCAUAACAAACACGAAAGCAUUGAGCAAAACUCUGAGAAAGAGUUGAACAAUGCGAAUAAAUCUGGAACGGUUAACUGCAAGAAUACGGCUUCAGGUGACAUGCGCAGUGGAGGCAAUACGGUGUGUGAGAACAAAAAAUGUGAUACCAGCGGCGUUUCUUCUGUUUCGUCCGCCCGAAUCAAGGAUAAUUCCGUUCCGGCAAGAAAUGGCCGGACGGCGGCCAAACCCGUGGCGAUGAGGUCCAAAUCUCUGCACCGGGACACGGAAAAAUCCGGCCACGACGACGAUUUCUGCAGCCUGAGCGGCAGCCUGCGCGAGCUGCGGCACCUGAACAUCGACGUGAGCCAGCAGCUGGUGGACGGCCAGCGGGUCUACGUCGUCCGGAACGGCUCGCCCGAGAUGCAGGUCAUGGUCAACGCGCUGACCCCCGUCCUGUCCAGGCGGGGGAGGACGCGAAACUCGGCACGAUUUGCGCCUGAAGCCGACCGUGACAGCAGCGGCGUCACGUUGUCACGUGAAGUCCGUGACAGUGUCGCACUUUCGUCACAUCCUCCAAAGACCUCGGCACAAAACACCAUCACAACACCUCCUGAAAUAAAACCAAGCCCGCAGGAAUUAUUGCCCAUUUGCCGGAAGUCAUUGUUUCAAGUUUCGAAUAAGUUUUCUCAACGAGCUGUCGCGAACGACGAGAUCUCGAGAGAUCCACCGGUGCGCUCAGACGACGAGCUGAACAAGACCACGUGCUCUGACGACCUGUACGAGGAGCUGGAGAGGGCCAGAAAAAAUUUAUUCCUGCCUCCGAAACUCGCUCACACGUGGCACGGUACUUCCGACACGUCACGUUUUCGCCCCUCCCCCAAGAUGGGCGUGGGCAUGAUGCGGGGGGCGCCCAAAAAGUUGUCUGGCCCAGCUCCCGCCGCCCCCGCCACAGGUUCGCCGUUCCAGAAACAGUCUCAGACGCUGCCGGUCAUCUCUCGGACACUGCUGGACGCCAUGCACAAGCGGUACUGCUCGCACCAGUACUCGGGCCAGCUUCAAACCUGCACGUAUCUCAGUCUAAGCCCCGCCUCCUACUCGCGUAAGCAGCCAAUCACAGCCGUCUGUCUGGAGACGCGCCCCGCUCGCGACCACGAGGUCCACGCCGCCCCGCCCUCCCCGCAGGUCAUGGCCCGCCUCCUCAAGCUCAAGUCUGAAGCAGACUCAAACGGCAGACAAAGAACUUUAAUCAAACAAAAGUCUGAUACAGACUCAAAUGUCUGCCCUCGGCCCAUGGAAAGCUCCAGAUCAGAAGACACAUCACCAGCACUCGCUCAUAGACCCACAGACUGGGAAAACCAAAUCAAUGCCAUCAAAAGUGACCAACCAAUCAAAUCUCGCCAACAGAACGAGAGUUUCGCGGCGCCCCCUGGCGGACAUUUUGUCGACAGAUCCAAGACUCCAACACCCGAGUCAUCCCCGUCCAUUAUUGAGAGAUUAAACCACGGUCACAAAGCCGAGCUCGAGGUUUUAGAGGCGCUAAAAUGGCUGAGGGCGGCAGGGUUUCCUCAGUACUCUCAGAUGUACGAAGAUGGUCAGUUUCCCGUGGACCUUCGUGUGGUCGAGAGGGAUCACGACUUUCUUGACGCUGAUUCCCUACAGUCACUGUUUCGACGGGUGGAGACGCUCAACAAACAUGCGGGUAUGAAAAUAGAUACCCACCCCAACAAGAAGGGAGCGAGCGAGGAGGAGGACGAGGAGGACUUCUGUGCCCUGAGUGAACGCUGGGAGUACCAGAAGACUGCCCGGCGCUGGUCAAGGAAGGAGCCGGCCAGAGCCGAGGCGCGCGCCGCGCUGGACACCCGCUCCGGCAGCCAUGACAGCCUGCUUGCUGACCAGGACAGCUUGACCGGGGACAGCCCGCUCCUCGGGCAGAAGAUGCCCCACCGGCCUGAGGUCAUGCCCGAGCUGGCGCCCUCGGAGCACGAGACCCUGCGUCAGAUCAGCGACCCCGCCCACCAGCGGUCACCGGACGACGCCCCCGACGCCUCCAUCUCGCCACGGUUAAGACGCGCGGCCAGCGAGAAGAUCAAAUCCGCCAAAAACAUUUGGAAGAAAGUUGAAGGGUUCAAGACGAAGAAGCCGCGCCGACACCCCCACAACCGGAACAUCAUCGAGAUCAGUGGUCCAGUGGUGGCAGACAAGGAGAACAUGCAGGCCAAGCUACAGAAGCUCAACUGUCGGGACAUCUCGCCCACAUCUGACGGGCUGGCCAGCCAAGCCGUCCCUGAACGUACGGCUAAUCAAGCCGCCCCUGAACGUACGGCCAACCAAGCUGUCCCUGAACGUACUGCUAACCAAGCCGCCCCUGAACGUGUACCUACCCAAGUCGCCUCAGACCGUACGGCAACCUUAGUCUCCCCUAGAGAAGACCAGAUCCCUACCCCCUCAGACAGUCUACCAUUUCGAUCCCGCUACGCCCCGGGAAGCCAGUCGAUGCGUGUCCACCCCACGUACCACACCCACCGGCCGAGCACCCGACACCAGCAACAGCUGCAGCAGAACUCAAGCCUGGACGAGUACUACAGCGCCCACUCGCAGCUGCAGCACACGCUGGAGACCUCGCAGCCCGGCUCGGUGAGGAAGAACAACAGCGACACGAACCUGCUCGAGAUCUUUCUCCUGCCCCAGGACCACCAGCCCGGCCGCUUCCCCACCGUGUUGCAAAACGGCUACAUAGAAACGGACACUUCCGGAAACACCCGACCGGUUGGGCUUUGGCAGGGUCGUGACGUGUCGCCGUCCGUCACCCAGACGUCACCGGCAGUCCAGCAGUCUGACGUCACGCCCGGGGGUCACAGGUUCAGUUUUUACGACAAUUUUCUACCCGGGGACAACAAGCGAGAAUCGGAAAAACCCAGUAUUAUUCCUGGAGUGAUCGAGCUGCCUUUUCCCAAAGAAAAACCAGUGGAUCGAGUACCCACGGGCUUCAGCGCUAGAGACUCAGGGGAUGCUAAAAAUAGAACGGUGAACUUUGAACCCCACAGGCUGGAUAACAUCCAGGAAUCUCGGGCCAGUUCUGUGGUCAGCAACUCGGAAACGUCCUCGGACAAUGACGUCAGACUGCGAGGGCGGAGCUCAGAUUUUGACUCCCCCGUCAGGACGCUGGGGGACAGCCCGGGGGAGUCACGGGUCAGUCACUCGAGCAGGGAGUCCAGCUCCGAGUCGUCGUUCGUGCGGUCAAGUAAAGUGACCCACAGUGCCAGUGUAGACUCGUAUUUCUUGCCGGAUAUGGGCCCGGACAGCGCCAGCCGGCAGCCGGAUAUGGACAGCGCCAGCCGGCAGCCGGAUAUGGACAGCGCCAGCCGGCAGCCGGAUUAUGAGGCGACACUACAGCAGGACUACGACGAGUUUGACCAGAUCCUAAAGCAGCUGUACGACAACAUCAAGGACCUCAACAGCUUCGUCACUAAAGACGCCAGCCCACCAGCACCAGAACCACCCCGCCCACCCUCGACCCUAGCCCCCGCCACCACACCCCAGCUCGUCCCCACCCACCUCAACACCUCCCUGGACCAGGAUGACCUCGUCUCCCCCACGUCUGACCUGGUCCUCUCGCCCUCCUCCCCCCUGUCCCCGGGGGUGAGGGAGGAGUGCACGGACACGAGUUCCAGCGAGAACCGGUCGAGUGGUGGCGACAGCAGCAACUCAGACGACCAGGAGACUGGCCUGACGGACCUCUCACACGACGACUCGCUCGACCAGAUGCCAGAUGUGUCCAUGGAGAGGCGGGACUCAGGGGUCGGGCACUCGCUGACCCGAGCACCAGGAGAGCGCAGGCGCAAGAAGAUCAGAUGGCACAGCUUCCAGAAGAGCCACAGACCUGACGUCAGCAGCCGGGCCAUGCAGAUCAACAGCUUGACCGCUGGUCAGUUGGUCCGGCUACAGAAGCUGUCCCUGCUCAAACUGACUGGCAUCAUGGAGAAAUGUCUGCCGGUCAACAAGUCCGGCUGGAACUGGAUGGUGCCUAGAUUCAUGAAACGUCAGAGGUCCCCAGAUUUCAGCGACAAAAAUGUUUUUGGCGUCCCCUUUAACGUGAUGGCCCAGAGGACGGGGCAGCCGCUCCCCCAGUGUGUGCUGUAUGCCAUGCGCUACCUGAGACGCACCUGUCAGACAGCUGUGGGCAUCUUCAGGAAGUCAGGUGUCAAGUCCAAGAUUCAGCAGCUACGGGAUCACCUGGAGGCUCACCCAGAUACGACAGAUUUCGAGGACGCCAACGCCUACAACGUUGCCGACAUGCUCAAGACCUACUUUCGAGACUUGCCCGAGUGCCUGCUCACCAACAAGAUGUCUGAGACAUUCCGCAGUAUCUACACACACGUACCACAGCCCCAGAGACUGGAGGCCAUCCAGGCGGCCAUCUUGUUACUACCUGACGAGAACAGGGAGGUCCUGCAGUCCAUUCUGUUGUUCCUGAGUGACAUAUCGUCACACGAGUCAGACCAUCAGAUGAACGCCAGUAACCUGGCCGUGUGUUUCACCCCCACGGUGUUCCAGCUGGGUAGCCGCCAGUACAUAUCCCACAGUCCCAAGCGAAACCGCAAGAACUCCACGGGCAUCCCCGACCCCAGGGAGAUCAUGGAGCAGAAGGCAGCCCACGAGUGUCUGCUUAUGAUGAUCACCCAGUGCAAGAAACUUUUCACUAUUCCACCCCACCAGUUUCGCCAGCUCCAAGUCCAGUCUCUGGCCCAUGUGGAACCUGCACCGCUGCAAGACAUCGGCAACUCACCUGCAGAGGUCAAGGCCUUUGGACAGGAGCGCAUUCAAGUGGUUUUAAAAGAAGCCCAUGACAAAAACCGUGGCUGGGUACAGACUAUGGUGGUCAGUGAUGUGGAGGUUUUCCACCGCAAGCCCCAGGACGACUGUCCCCUCAAGGAGUGGAAGUUUGUCACAGACAUUGAAGCUCCACCCAUUGAGGUUCUGCGCAGGAUCAUGCAUGAAAGGCACACCUGGGACGAGGACCUGUUGAGUUGGUCAGUUGUGGAGAGACUUGACCAGCACUCGGACAUCUUCCAGUACGUUCUCAACAGCAUGGCGCCACAUCCCUCCAGACAUUUCUGUAUCUUGAGGUAUUGGCGCAGUGACCUGACCAAGGGCGCCUGUGCCCUCAUCACCAUGUCCGUGGAGCACUCGGACGCCGUGGAGGUCCAGGGUGUCUGGGCUGUGGACAUGGGCUCCUACUUCCUCAUGGAGCCCUGUGGCUCAGGCCGCUCACGGAUAACUUACAUCACAAGGGUGGACACAAGGGGUCGUACACCCGACUGGUACACCAAGAUCUACGGGUUCAUCGGUGCCAGUUUUCUAGACAGGCUCAGGGAGUCGUUCAAACAAGAGGCGUCAGGACCAGAGACCAAAGUGUGAGCAGACCUGGGAUCAAAACCCGCCUGGAAUGGGAGGAUGUUUGUUGUUUGAUCACCUCCCAGUGCUGCAUGUUGGGAAAGUUUGUUUCAUAGACUGCCCAGAAUUGGAUCACAGUUUUUAGAUUUCGUGUGGCGGCCUGUGCUGUUGUGGCGGCUUAUGCUGUUGUGGGGACAGGGCUGUUUUAACUAAAAAUAUGACCUACAAGGUCCACUAAUGUCCAAGUGACCUACAGAUGAGGUCAUACAUACCUCCAUGGACCAAUGACUGAGGUAGACAGCAAUAGACAGUGCCAUGUAACUCAAUCAUUUUCUUGACCACUGUUGUUGUAUCAAUUUGUAUCAAGUUCUAUAAAUAGAACAGCUUGCUGUACAUAGCAUUACAUCACAGAGGAUGUAUGUCACUCACUCAAGUGCUGAGUGUUGAAUUAUUUUGUUAUAAGCCAAGUUCCUGUUGGAUAGGUUUCUCUAUGCAACAUUAGCAUGGAUGUCAUAUUUUUUUUAAACGAGGAUAAGCAUAAUUAGCCGACUAUUUAUAAUUACGCAGUGAUAUUGAUGUCUAGUGCAACUUGUACAUAUUCCUUUCAUCCUACUUGACCACUCAUGGCCUCUAUUGUUUCAUUCAAUGCUUGACUGUUUUAUUUUAUACCAGCUUCUGUGUACCGGAUAUAUUUUCUCUUCACCAUUGUAUACAGGGAUUAGAUAUUUUUUUUAAAUACAGAAUAUUGGUGUUGUAUGGGUCAAAUUUUAUUUGAACAGCUGUAGAGUUUGAAGGAUUUUUUUUUUUGAAGACUUUGUGAAAUAUUUUAAAAGAUUAUUUGUCAUGGGACUUCUGCCUAUAAUGUGUGACAUGAAUUUAAUCUGUCAUACCUAACACAUAUACCUCAUUGAGAGAUAUGAAUGGCACUGAUGCUUGUGAUGUAUGGGGAUGAAUGGAUUGUACGCUGAGCUAUAUGUAUGUUGUAUGCUUUAUAUGUGCCUGCCGGUGAGAUGUAAUUUUUCUGUGUGUAUAGAAACAUACAGACCAGUUUAUGUGUACCUAAUUAGCGUAUGUGAACAUAAAAAUGGUCAGGUUCACAUAAUGAACUAUUUGUUCACCUUUGCAUUAGCAACAAAUUUUGUU
Physella acuta is the source of this 9284-nucleotide messenger RNA. RefSeq lists its product as uncharacterized. The record is from RefSeq and is a predicted model, not a curated record. Gene Ontology annotation, biological process: regulation of Rho protein signal transduction; actin cytoskeleton organization; signal transduction. Gene Ontology annotation, molecular function: GTPase activator activity; lipid binding. NCBI's taxonomy places the organism in Eukaryota, Metazoa, Mollusca, Gastropoda, Physidae.